GAGGGGCUCACCAUGAAGACCACAGGCUUAGCUUUGGAUCCCGAUACACACAUCUACACCAAGUUUAUGAUGGAACACUGCUGCUAUGAUGCCAUUCCAACCAGCUCCAAACUGGUCAUCUUUGACACAACACUCCAGGUGAAAAAGGCGUUUUUUGCUUUGGUUGCAAACGGGGUCAGGGCAGCACCUCUAUGGGACAGUAAACUGCAGAAGUUUGUAGGUAUGCUCACCAUCACAGAUUUCAUCAACAUUCUCCAUCGGUACUACAAAUCUCCAAUGGUUCAGAUCUAUGAGUUAGAGGAGCACAAGAUAGAGACAUGGAGACAGGUCUAUUUGCAAUAUUCUAUCAACUCCCUGAUCAGCAUUGCACCUGACUCCAGCCUCUUUGAUGCCAUCUAUUCUUUACUGAAGAAUAAAAUUCACCGACUGCCUGUAAUUGACCCUGAGUCCGGGAACGUCCUGUAUAUACUGACGCACAAACGGAUCCUCAAGUUUCUGCACAUCUUUGGCUCUAUGGUGCCAAAGCCGCGGUUCUUACAGAAAAGGAUUGAAGAAUCAGACAUCGGAACCUUCCAGGAGAUUGCCACCAUUCAUGAAACGGCCACAGUUUUCGACGCGCUAACUACAUUUGUGGAGAGACGGGUAUCUGCGCUUCCCGUUGUCAAUGACGAAGGCAAGGUGGUGGCGCUGUACUCUAGGUUUGAUGUGAUUAACCUGGCUGCUCAGAAAAACUACAACAACUUGCACAUGACAAUGCGUGAGGCAAUUCAGGGACGUGCGUGCUGUGUGGAGGGUGUGUUAAAGUGCUACCCCCACGAAACUCUGGAGACAAUCAUCGACCGCAUUGCUAAAGCAGAGGUUCACCGUCUGGUGCUGGUGGAUACGGAAGACGUGGUGAAGGGCAUCGUGUCCCUCUCUGACCUCCUCCAGGCACUGGUUUUGACACCAGCAGGUAUUGAUGCCCUUUUCUCUUAG
This is a messenger RNA of Chanos chanos (milkfish), 975 nucleotides long. It is a transcript of the gene prkag3b, whose product is annotated as protein kinase, AMP-activated, gamma 3b non-catalytic subunit. Bases 13 to 975 code for a protein of 320 amino acids. Gene Ontology annotation, cellular component: nucleus; cytoplasm; nucleotide-activated protein kinase complex. Lineage: Eukaryota; Metazoa; Chordata; Actinopteri; Gonorynchiformes; Chanidae. The transcript has 11 exons. Gene Ontology annotation, molecular function: protein kinase binding; AMP binding; protein kinase regulator activity. The record is from RefSeq and is a predicted model, not a curated record. Gene Ontology annotation, biological process: protein phosphorylation; regulation of catalytic activity.